This is a messenger RNA of Durusdinium trenchii, 2511 nucleotides long. The record is from the annotation of a GenBank genome assembly. NCBI's taxonomy places the organism in Eukaryota, Dinophyceae, Suessiales, Symbiodiniaceae.
CGGGUGAUCAAUCCGUGCUUCCCACUCCAAGGCAUAGCUUCGUUGCACUGAGUUUACCAAGGAGUGCUCAGUGCCCGUGCUCCUGGCAUUGAAGGCUGUACAAGUGUGUUUGUAACAUUGUAGUGGUCGGAGAGUAGAAUCCCAAGAAACGGGAGGUAGCACACACAACGAGUCGAGUCAGCGCAGCUAGUGGAAGGUAGAUAAUAAAAAGAACAUGCUUGGACCAAGUAAGCACCUGUAAUUGCUUGCGAGGGGUGGUCAAGAAGCGUAGCAGGGGCGCCGGAUGCUGCUCUAUUUUUUGUUCGCUGCGCUGCAAGACAAAGUCUCUCAGAGUGGUCUUUUGCCGUGUAUAGUCGUGCCAAUGCCUGUUCACCCUAUAGCUGAUGCCGGAAAGGGGUCCUUGCGGAUGGAAUGGGAGCGGGAUUGAAGUCCGGACAAAAGUCGUCGUUGGCUGCCUGCUGAGUAGGCAUCUCUGAGCUGCCAGGUGCAUGUUGCGGGGUUGGUGCGAAAACCUAAGAGGUGAUCGUGUUCCACGGGCUCUAUUUCUACGGGAUGGUGGCCGUAGAAAUCUGGGUGCGACAGAGGAUAAAAUGUAUCUGUUGUCAACGUAUCUGGUGUUGAAAGAGAAAAGGGAGGGUUGUGUGAGAAAGGUGUGAUAGGUUUCAUGUCAAGUGAUCAACGUGAUCGCGACGUCGCAAAGUGCUGGUGAGAGUUGGCUGCCGACGCCCGCACCUUGAAUUUGUUGGCAAGAUGGCAAGAUGUGUUGCAGGCCUGGCAAAUGCACGUGUGAAAGGCCUGUUGAACAAUGGUGGGCAUGUGAGUGGUGUCAAGGGUGCGUUGCUGGCAGUGGUGUUUGUAAUGACGGCCGAUGUGAGAUUGUUGAAUGGGAUUGCCGGUGGUAUGAAUGUCAAUCGUGAGGGUGGUGGUGGUAUGUUGGAGCUGCCUUUUUGUGCAUCGACCAACCGGUGUUGGGGAACACUAUUGAAGAACCCCACUAGAUCAUCAUUGAUGGCCGACAGUUGCAGGUCCUCUGGUGUGGUGCGAAGAUGGUCAUGGAGUUGUUGCCAUAGGGUAGGGAUGGAUAGCUGACCGGGGAGCUGUGCAAGGUGUCGAUGAGGCUUGAGUUUGUUGCAAGUCAAUGACACCCACAAAUUGCGCUUGAAUGCAGAGUCAAGCAGAGAGUGCCGCUCCUAAAAGCAACAACGUGUUGGAGUGCUGUCGGGGGUCGCUUGAGCACACGAGCGAGUGAUAGGCCAUAUCGUGUUGCAUCUUCCUGUAGCUGUUCUUUUGUCACGUGCUCAUCCUUGAGGACCUGCAAGAUGCUGUUGAGUUUGGACCGUAGUGUUUUGUGAGCGGCUUCGCGGAUGCGGCAACAUGGGUGGGUGGACUGGAACGACCUGGUUAAAAUGAUUGCGGGUGAGAGAACUUCUCAGUGUUGGUGUGGAAGGAGUGGGCGAGAAAUGGAAUGGUGAGCGGUCAGUUGGUCUUGGGGAUGGUGAGGUUGUUCUGGAGUGCUGUUGCAAUGGAUGCGGCUGCUUGCAAGUGUGCCAAUAGGAGGCGGUGUGCAAUGGGGAUGUCCACUGGAGUAGUCAUGGCGAGAGCUCAAUGGCUGGGAGAUUCGGAUCUAGUUUGAACCGAUCACUGUCGAUGAGGCUUGGGCUUGUUACUUGACUAAGUCAUUGACAUCCACAAAGAUCAAAUAGCAUCGUGAGUGCAACAAUGUAAUUCAAAAAGGACCGUGUAUUCAACAACAAUGAAAUAUGAAAGAAAUCAGUGAUACAUAGUCCGAAUUAUGUGCAUGAUAAAAGCGGUUGUGUUUCAAACACAUGCAAAGAUCAAGGACUUUUUGUGGGCUCAUGUUUCGAUACUCAAGAAGGAAGUAAUGUCUCGCGGUGCAGGGACAACUAAUGUACAGAGUGCAAAUGAAUUAAUACAAAAGAGCGCAGGCGAAUCGCAGGAGCGCUGCUUGGCUCACGUAAGUUGGCCCAUACUUUGCUGCCUUUGGGGAUCUUUCCAAGAAACCAGGGGCCCGGCACUAGGUUUCCUCUACUAGGUCUAAUUAUCGUCGAUAUUUUGCCAGGAUUUUCAGCCUUGUUGCUUCUCCACCUGUUUCCACCGUCUGGAGGACGUGGCCAACGACGAUCCACCGCCGGGGCGGGCCGAGCGUAGGCGUGGAGUUCGGCCUGAUGCCUCAGCUGCGAGCUGCGCAGUGCGAGCUGUGCAGUGGAGACGACGGGCGGGCACAGUUCUUGGUGAAGAUGAGUGGAGCUGAGCUCGCGAAGAAUGGAUGAGAGGAGAGUCCAGACCAGAGAGUCAGAUGGAGUUGAUAUGAGUUGAUGAGAUGGAUUCCUCGUCUCCUCGAUGGGGCGCUGAAGAUAUCCGUUGAUGAGAUGGAUUGAAGAGACGAGAUGGAUGGCAACCUCCUCGGAAUGGAGGUCCACACUCUGCAGGAGAAUCUUCGGAGGUCCAACCACUGAGGCAACGAGGCUGACCGGAGAUCACCGGAGGGCA